AAUUGCAAGUAACCCGCCUAAUUUAUUAUUCUUCGAGUGCUGUUUCUUUUAUAUAUAGAUAUAUACAGAAUCAACAGUCACUAUAUUUAGCUGGUUCACAAGAGACGAACUCUGGACUGAACAGGAAGUUACAACUCGACUCGCAUAAUUUUAUUAUUCUUCCUUGAUCUUGACUACUGUUUCCUUUAUAUAUAUAUAAAACCACGUGCCGAUUGGAAUGAGGACCACUGUCCAUUUUCAAAAGUCAAAUCAUUUUACCCCAUCAACAACCCCUUAUCAUAUUCUUUUCUUGGAAUAAAAUAGAACCCCCAAGCCCAGCUUUUCCUAGAUCUCUCUUCCUCUGAGAGAUCAUGGCUUCAAACAGAUUUGGAGGAUCCGAGAGACUGAUAAACUUGUCCCUACACCUCAGUCUACACAAAACUCUCCACCCCAUCCCCAUUGACAACACCAACCACCACAAUUCCAUUGAAUACCCAACAGUCAAAGACAAGACAGAAGAGGUUGUUUUUCAAGAAUUGGGUUCAAAUGUAGAAUUGGCAACAAAACCAAUUGCCAAGCAACCUGAAACAUUCAGAUCCAAACGAGCUGCGGUUCUGAUCUGUCUCUUUGAAGACAACCAAGGCGAUCUGAGGGUACUUCUCACCAAGCGUUCUUCAACACUAUCCACUCACUCAGGUGAAGUUGCAUUGCCUGGAGGAAAAAGAGAGGAAGGCGAUGCCGACGACAUCGAGACAGCACUUAGAGAGGCCAAGGAAGAGAUAGGCUUGGACCCUUCUCUUGUGAACGUUGUUACUGUUCUUGAAGCUUUUGUAACCAAGAGUGGUCUGACAGUGGUUCCUGUGAUUGGCAUACUCUUGGACAAGAAAGCAUUCAAUCCAACUCCAAAUGAAGCUGAAGUGGAUGCAAUAUUUGAUGCCCCUCUAGAUAUGUUCCUUAAGGAUGAAAAUCGAAGAGCAGAGGAGAGAGAAUGGAUGGGAGACAAAUAUCUACUACAUUUCUUUGAUUAUGAAGCACAGAAUGGGAAGUUGUAUGUUAUAUGGGCAUUAACAGCUGGGAUUUUAAUUACAGUUGCAUCAGUUGUGUACCAACGGUCACCGGCCUUUCUAGAGCGAAAACCUAGAUUCUGGAAUAGGUGCAAAUGAAGAUAUUUGUAUUCCAUUCUAUUUGAUAAAGGUUGCAUUCAGUAGUGUUCUAUGCUAUGUUUCUCUUAUUUUGUGUAAGAAAAUGUGGGACAAGUCAAAAGUCCUACUUCUAUCAUAUUGUAAAGAUACCAUAACAAUGCCAUAAUUUUGAAAGUCACUUUUGUUUUUGUU
Molecule: messenger RNA, 1313 nt
Organism: Cornus florida
Lineage: Eukaryota; Viridiplantae; Streptophyta; Magnoliopsida; Cornales; Cornaceae
Product: nudix hydrolase 11-like
Exons: 4
Coding region: 351-1142 (263 amino acids)
Biological process (GO): coenzyme A catabolic process
Molecular function (GO): acetyl-CoA hydrolase activity; coenzyme A diphosphatase activity
Source: RefSeq, a predicted model, not a curated record